GGAAGCGCCGGUUGUGUGCUCCCCUCAUCUGGGCCGAAGUCGCCAUUGGCUGAGACCAAAUCAAGCCACCACGAAAGAAGGGCAUCCAAGUCCACUCCCCGUCCGUCCAGGUCCGUCCACCCGUCAGCCCCAAGUUUCCUCGCCUUCCCCCCCCCCUUCAAGCCGCGCGCCAUGGAGCCUGCCCGGCCAGCAGUACAUACCUAGUCAUGUUUCAUUUGCUUUACACCCGACUAGAGCCAUCCGGGGGCCCGGGCGAUAGCUACCUGAGCGGAUUGGCGGUCCAGGGAAGUCGGCCGGUUCUGCUGCAAGGGUUUCGAGGACGAGGAUGCCGAGGAUUGCGAGAAUCGGCCUCUCUCUCCCUCUCACUCUCUUGCCUCGUUCGCUGCCUGUCCUACACCUCUCGUCUCGGGCCUGGAUGCUACCCGGCCUGGAUGUCUCCCGAUUUGUGCUCUCCUAUGCGUUUCGAUAUUAGACUGAAGGGCGCCGAAGUCCUAGGAGCGCGCAGAUCUUUGAAUAAUUUGCUCUUCCUGAUUACUACGGUACAAUAUAGGUACAUGGAAUGCGCAUCAUCCUGCGCUGGAUGCCUCUGGGUGACUGGGUGUGGGUGUGUGCGUGUGGCUAUCUGGCUGACCCGUCCUUGGACAAUUUUGUUCGAGCUGAAUACGUACGUACUUACCGACAUACAUACCUACAUAUACAUGCCUUGGCGGCGAAUGCCGUCUCUAUUGGAUUUGUCGAGAAGGAGGAACGCCGUGCUAUAUGCCCUCGAUGCCUCUUCGGCGAAGACGCUGUGCCGUUGUCUUCGGCCUCACGACGACGACGACGGCAACGACAAGGAAGAUAACCUGGUCCCCCCCUCGUCUGGCUAGGCGGACUUAUGACCUUACCUGUAAUUCACACAUACAUAUACACACCAAUAUGUCCAUAU
Messenger RNA from Durotheca rogersii, 928 nucleotides. RefSeq lists its product as uncharacterized. NCBI's taxonomy places the organism in Eukaryota, Fungi, Ascomycota, Sordariomycetes, Xylariales, Xylariaceae. The transcript has a single exon. The record is from RefSeq and is a predicted model, not a curated record. The coding region runs from base 207 to 869 and encodes 220 amino acids.